This is a messenger RNA of Pecten maximus, 4615 nucleotides long. RefSeq lists its product as uncharacterized. The transcript has 24 exons. The record is from RefSeq and is a predicted model, not a curated record. Gene Ontology annotation, molecular function: protein binding. NCBI's taxonomy places the organism in Eukaryota, Metazoa, Mollusca, Bivalvia, Pectinida, Pectinidae. Gene Ontology annotation, cellular component: Cul2-RING ubiquitin ligase complex. Bases 112 to 3036 code for a protein of 974 amino acids.
CGUGACUGUCUUCGACGAUAUUUAUUUUUGAGACGGCCCCGCAAUUGUAUAACUGGAUAAUAGAAUCCUGGAUAAUAUCCGAGGUGCUCCGAAAGGAAUGUUUUGGAUAAAAUGGCUGAACAGAGUGUUGACGAUGUGAUAGUGUGUCUGAUGUCAAUGGGGUUUGACUGGCAGGAUGCUCAAGAUGCCAUCCAAUCAGGGAAGAUUAGUGUGGAGAAUGCUGUCGAAUGGCUGAUUGCAGGCAAACCAGGAUUUCAAAAGGUGUCUGAGGGAGUGCCAAGUCUCAAACUACGACAGGAUGGAUCAGAGUUUGAAGAAGGUAGCAACCCAUUUGUUAGCUCUGCUUCAAGGCCAUUGGAUCCUGCCUCCAUUGAAGAACAGGAAGUCAGCCCAUCAGAUGCUCAAGGUCAAAGUUCAGUUCAUGACGAAACCCAGUCAGUGCUUAGUCGACUACAUUUGAGUGAGGAGCAAAGAAAAGCCAAGCAAAGAUUUGAAAUGAAACAGAUGGAUGAGGCUAGACAAGCUGCUUUGAAAGAUAAACAGAGAAGGAAAAGGGAUCAUGCAAGGGUCUUAAAAGAGAUUGCUGAUGACAGAGAGAAGCAGAAAAUGUUUCAUCAAGGAGGAGGUACAUCAGAGACUGCAGCCACAGAGAAAAGUCCCAGUCCUGGUCAGGACAGUGUACCUGUGGAAAAGACUCCAGCCCCUACAACUUCCACAUCAUCUGGGGGCAAAUGUCUACUGCAGAUCAGGAUGACGGAUGGUGGAUCUGUACGUCAGUCCUUUCCUGCCUCGGCUGGACUGAAGGAAGUGUGGCAGUUUGUACAAACACACCAGAAGAAAUCUCUCACUGGAAUGUGUUUGAUUCAGCCCUUUCCUCACCGAGAAUUUGGGGAAGCAGACAUGGAUAUGUCUCUACAGGAUCUGGGCUUGACUCCCUCGGGGUCACUGGUUUUGAGGAAAACAGAGAAGAAAGAUACAACAACCAAAGUAACAGACUCAUCAGAAAUGGACACAGAGGAAUCUGAAAGUGCAACUGGAUCUAACAAAUUCAGCAAUUUGACCUAUGGCACACCAGGGGCAAAGGGAGGUUCAACAGGACUAAGAUCCCAUGGGAGCCAGGCUCCACCUCCAAUGUUACCCCCGACAUUUGGUGUUGAUGUUGGGGGAAGUGGAGGUGGCUUUGGAGGGCCACAAAACCUGCCUGCUGGAAUGCCACAGAUGCCACCUAUUGUGGGCAUGAACCCACUCGGCAUGCCCGACAUUGUGCCAGGGCCGUCACAAUCCUGGGGUCAAGGUCAUGUUCUGGGACAGGACGAUGAUCAGCCAGUUGUGCCAAAUUUAGAAGAUGGUGCUGAACCAGAGGAAGAUGCUGACAGUGAUGAGGGACCAGAUGUCGUCCAGGGACUUGGCCAGUUUGGUCAUGGCUUUGGAGGAGGUGGAGGAGGUGCUGGUGGCCUGCCCUGGGGUAACGACCUGGGGAUGGGCUUUGGAGGAGGUGCCCAUAUGCAUGCUGAUGAGGCUUUUCAGGGAGUAGGGCAGCGUCUAGUCCCCGAGGGACAUCCUCAUCAGGAAGAGAACCAGAACAAGUCGGCACGCGAAAUGGCAUCUCAGAAAGCAAGAGAGCGAUAUGCCCAACCAGUGGCAGCCCCUUCACCACCAGAAAACCAGGGGGAGGCAGCGUCUCCUGCCCUGUUCACUGUACAGCCACUUUUCUCUAACUGCUUGUGUCAUGUGUCCAGACGGCUCAAGGAUCCACGAAGCCAUCUCCAUUCCCUUGGGGGUCUGUCUGAGGAUCUGGCUCAGAGACUUUUAGAGUACCUCAUCAAAAACAAACUACUGUCGUCGAAGAUACUCAACGCUUUCAUCCCCUGUUACCUCCGAAAGGUAAUCCUAGAUUGUUACCCAUACACCUCAAACGAACUACUGAUGUCUGUCAGGUUUCAUACCCAUCUAGCACACCUCAGUCUGCGAUCAUGUACCCUUAUCACAGAUGCUGGUCUCAAACCCCUCAUAGUCUUAAAAAAAUUGAAACACCUAGACUUGAGCAGUUGUAAGCAGAUAUCCAACAAAUGUCUGGCUGUUGUUUCUGAGUUUAAAUGCCUGACAGCACUGUCACUAGAGGAGACGGGUGUCACAGACUCGGGUAUGAUCGAGUACCUUACAUCCUGUCCGUCAUGCCUUCAACAUCUUAAUCUCAACAAAACACAGGUCACAGAGAAACUACUUCCAUAUCUGAAAGAUUUACCCGCCCUCAAGAGUUUGUAUUUGGAACAUACACAGGUAAGUGGGUUGUCAGGGGUACAGGAUCUAAAGCAGUUAGAAACAUUGGACGUGGCCCACACUUCCAUAGUUACAGACUCCAUGUUGUGUGUUUGUCACAGCAAGACACUCCAGUGUCUGGGUAUCUCCCACACAGAAAACAUUAACGGGGAUCAGGCCCUACGCUAUAUCAAAGAUUUAAGACUACAUGCUCUAAACUUACCUAGCCGUGUAACUACAACAGAUACAGGAAUGUCGUUUAUUACAAAUUUUCAGUUAACAACGUUAGACCUGACAAAUUACAUCAAUAUUGGUGAUGAUGGUAUGUCACAUGUGGGAAGGAUUUCUAGUCUGCGGAGGUUACUGCUUGCAAAUACGAAAGUAACAGACCAAGGCAUGAUGUUUUUAGAAGGACUUACAAACCUUGAAGUUUUAUACCUUGACAAAACCAAUGUAUCGGACCAAGGAGCUGUUGUGAUAAAAAGUUUUGGAGGUCUGCGGGAGCUAAGUCUUUCAUCCACAUGUGUAACAAGCGAAUUUCUUAAAGAAGGAACUCUGAACCGGUGUAUCAACUUAACAAAAGUCAACCUCAGCCGUACAGGUGUGACAGAGAGAGGCGUACAAUGUAUCCAGAUGCCCAGUCUGGUUCUCCUUAAUCUUGAUGGAACUCGUGUUCGGCCAUCCAUUGAUGAAACUCUUCAUGUUUCCUGUCCCACACUGAAGAAGGUCACUCUCUCCAACUUGCUGCCAUACAACCCAAAUGAAGACGAGGACUGAAAUUCAUAUACCUUUUGGACAUAUAUUGACACUGCCUACAUGUGAUAGUAAUAUUAACUCUCUGGAACAUAAAUUCCAAUUUGGCGUAUGUUUUUAGACUGGGAUUAAUAAUGUUAAUCUCCUUUCAUAACUGGGGCUUGGUCCGUCCAUAAUAAUUCUUGCUAAUUGUUAGGUACUUUUCAAAAAGUAUGUAUCAGUUAAAUUUUUGGAAAUGCAUGAAUGCCCAUUUUGGACGUAGUUGUGCAACAAAUUUAUUGUGGAAGGUCACACUUGCAUAGAACCAGAUUGAAUAAAAGAUGUUGUUCCAAGUAUGAAGUUUGGUGGUCAUUAUCGAUUUCCGAUUUUAACUCUUGAUAUGAUCGAGCAAGGGCCAUUCCACUAAAUAGGUAUAUAUCCCGAGGGAGGAAUCCAGAAAACAUAAAAAUCAUAAUUUAUGCUUAGUGGGCGUUUGAAAAUAUAGCUAAAUCGCUUCCAGGGCGGUCCCUGUUUGACAAACCUGAUCUCCCGUUGGGUAGGUAUUUUGCUGCAAUGUAGUCCUUAAUAAUAUUUUACUGCGAUAUUAUGAAGCAAUAUAAAAGUUAAAGAGUGCAGACCAAACUUUUUUUUCUGUUACUGGCAAAACUAUUUGUCAUCAUGAAGGAACGUACGUAUAAAGAAAGAAGUGAUUGCUCUAAAAGAUCAACUUGUCUCGUGUAGUGUCAUAUAUACAUUUAAUGUAAUCGCACUCGGCUUCAUCAUGAUCAAAUCUUUUAUCUUAACUUUUAAAACUGCAGUAAGAUUUAAUGAUGGAAGUUUAUCACAAUCAGGCAGACCUGCAUAAGCAUGCAUAACGUUAACAGACACAGAAGCUAUAUAUUUAUGAAACAUGUAGAAUACAUUGUAGUUUAUUCGUAUUUAUUUAAUUUUUUUCUUAAACCACAUCGGCCAUUAUGUUGAAAAAAAGUUGAUUCAGCAACAUUUUGAUAUAUUUUCUUUGAAACCCAGUUUCUCGUGUAAUAAGUUAAUAACACCAAUGUACCGGUAGGUUUCUCUUCACGAGUUAUGUCCCUUACGGCGUGACAUCAUUUGACACACGAGUGUGUUCCAUGCCAAAGAUCUAGAUCAAUCCCCUAUGUUAAAGAAUUUUAGAUUGAUCUAGCUCAAGUCAAACUGCUUUAAUGAAGUAGUCUGCAGAAAUGUUAAUGGUUCUGUGUGUGCGUCAAUUAACUUUCUUUCCUAAAGACAUUAGAAUGUCGAGUGAACUACAAAGAUGAAAAGACUGCUCUCACCAUAAAAUAGACUGUGGAGUCGUUCAUAAGAGACCCUCGCAACAUAGAUUCAAUUGAACUUCGGACUAAAUCGUUGAGGCUGAAGAUAGAUGCUAUUUCAACUUUCCCAUUUUGUUUUCAAACUAGUCAAGGAAUUAAUUAAAAUGCUUUUUCCGGAUUUUGGGGGAAGUCACAAAUCAAUGGCGAGAUAUUAUCAAGAUAAAUGUAGAUCUUACAUUGUAAUUGUUAUGGUGUGACUACGAUAUACAAAUUAUUCAGAUUGUAGAGUUAUAAUUUAUGAGAAUUUCUUUUUCAAAUAAAUAUUGAAGGAA